This is a messenger RNA of Pelmatolapia mariae (spotted tilapia), 5001 nucleotides long. Its product is annotated as neuronal acetylcholine receptor subunit alpha-9-II. Gene Ontology annotation, molecular function: acetylcholine-gated monoatomic cation-selective channel activity; transmembrane signaling receptor activity. Gene Ontology annotation, cellular component: synapse; plasma membrane; neuron projection. The transcript has 5 exons. Gene Ontology annotation, biological process: chemical synaptic transmission; regulation of membrane potential; signal transduction. Bases 205 to 1845 code for a protein of 546 amino acids. The record is from RefSeq and is a predicted model, not a curated record. NCBI's taxonomy places the organism in Eukaryota, Metazoa, Chordata, Actinopteri, Cichliformes, Cichlidae.
UAUAUCAUUUAACUUAGGUUUACAUUAUUUUUCAUAACUGUAUAAAGUCACAAAUGCUUGCACUUUUACCACCUAUAAUAGUUUAAAAUAUUUUCUUCACGUGGCCUUAAAAUGUAUUGUUUUAACAAACAGCAAGAAAAAGGAAACAAUCAUUGAGACCCUCAUUCAAAUCUGUGACUAGAAGGAGCUAUUUUAACCUCCUGCAUGUUGACAGAUGACCACUUGUGUCUCCUCUCAGUGAUUCACUCUGCUCAGGGUCACUAUGCCCAGAAACUCCUGAAUGAUUUGAUGGAGAACUACUCCAGUGCCCUGCGGCCUGUGGACGACACAGACAGAGCCCUCAACGUCACCCUGCAGGUCACCCUCUCUCAAAUCAAAGACAUGGAUGAAAGGAACCAGGUGCUGAUUGCCUACCUGUGGAUUAGGCAGACGUGGCAUGAUGCUUACCUGAAGUGGAAUAAGGAGGACUAUGAUGGACUGGAUGUGAUCCACAUCCCUAGCAGCCUGGUGUGGAGGCCUGACCUCGUCCUCUAUAAUAAAGCUGAUGAUGAUUUCUCUGGGCCCAUGGACACCAACGUGAGGCUGCGCUACAAUGGGGAGAUAACCUGGGAUGCUCCUGCCAUCACCAAAAGCUCCUGCGUGGUGGACGUCUCCUACUUCCCCUUUGACAGCCAGGAGUGUAACCUCACCUUUGGUUCCUGGACUUACAAUGGCAACCAGGUAGACAUCAUUAUGGGCAUGGACAGCGGUGACCUGUCAGACUUUGUGGAAAAUGUUGAGUGGGAGUGCCGUGGAAUGCCGGCCACCAAGAAUGUCAUAAUGUAUGGUUGUUGCUCUGACCCGUAUCCAGACAUCACCUAUACAGUACUCCUGCAGCGUCGCUCCUCCUUUUACAUCUUCAACCUCCUCCUCCCCUGCUUCCUCAUCUCCUUCUUGGCCCCUCUGGGCUUCUAUCUGCCUGCAGACUCUGGGGAAAAGGUUUCCCUGGGGGUGACAGUUCUUCUAGCUUUAACAGUGUUCCAGCUCAUGGUGGCUGAGAGCAUGCCGCCCUCAGAAAGUGUGCCUCUGAUAGGGAAGUACUAUAUCGCCACUAUGACAAUGGUCACAGCCUCCACAUCUCUCACCAUCUUCAUCAUGAACAUUCACUUCUGUGGUGUGGAGGCCAAACCAGUUCCACACUGGGCAAAAGUCCUCAUCAUUGACUACAUGUCGAAGAUUUGUUUUGUUUAUGAAGUUGGUGAGAACUGUGCCUCUGCCUCCUCUUCGUCUUCUCGCUCCACCCAGGACGAAGUCCGUCACCAGCAGUUCAACACUCACAUUCAUUCAAAUGGUAAAACUGGGAGGCAAAGUAGCCGAGAGGACCGGCAUAACGACAAGUAUCCCAGAUCCCAGAGCUCCAAGCUGCAGCAACAUCCAAGAGUUCAGCACCACAUCACCAGAGAUGAGAGCGCCCACAUAUCUACUUUUGAACCUGGAAAAUAUGAACGCUCUAAUGGUAAAAUUCUGAUAAACGACUACUAUAAAGAAGACCAUAAGGUGCCGUAUUGUUCUGAGGACCAGAAGAUUCCCUGCUGCCCUGAGGAUAAAAAGCCUCUACCUCAGGGUCCCACUGUAACCUUUGGCCCCUGUGUCUUCUGCACCCAUGGCAGUGGCUUCGCUGGUAUGGACACUAAGCUAGUGCGCAAUGUUGAGUACAUAGCAAACUGUUUUAGAGAGCAGAGAGCCACGUGCGCCAAGGGGGCAGAAUGGAAAAAGAUAGCUAAGGUCAUGGACAGAUUCUUCAUGUGGAUUUUCUUUAUCAUGGUUUUCCUCAUGAGCAUCCUCAUCAUCGGUAAGGCACCAUGACCAAACUGUGGUUCUACAGAUUUUUUUUUUAAUUUGCAUAUUUAUACAGAAGGUCAAAUGGGACUAUUUUCAUUCUUUAUAAACAAAUGGGACAAUCAAACAUAUGUGAACUUUCCAGCUUUUCUUUAUUAAUCAUCGAAAACAAAUUUCAGCUUUCAUUCAUUGUUUUGUCCACGUGCAUUCAAGCCACUCUGCAUUCCUUACCUUUAAAAAUAUGUUUAACCUAUUAUGUCUUCAACACAUAAUGAUUUCAUGUACUGUACAUAGUGAGAUAAGUUUUCUGUUGUUGAUCUAAAACGCAACAAAAUGAGCCAGACCAUGACACAUACAGUAUGUGCAGGCAAUGCCAAAUAACAGAUCUAUUGAAACCACAGUUCAUAAAUCACUGCUUUCAGUUUACUUCAUCUCGUUAAUACAUUCGAUUUUACUACUUUGUCAGCUAUGCAGUCUAUAGCAUCUCAAUGUCUAGCUCGCUACAGCCUCCAUCAAUCAUGCCUUUGAUCUAGGAGUACUUCAUCAUCUGACCAUUGAAUACAUGUGAGGGGAUCAGCUGUCAAGUUAAAAUAUGACCAGUGGAGACAGCACAUGUCUUAUUCACAACUGUGUAAUCAGACGCCUGGGGCCGAGAGACGCAGCGUCAGUGCUAGCUCCUGAUCGGCAGAAUCAUUUUUCUGUUCAAAAUCAUCCAGUGAAUAGUUAAUGAGCAAGCUUUGUUUGUAGCACAGCCAGGGCCGUCAGGAUGUAAGGUAAUAUGGAGCAUCAAUUAUGUAACACAAUGUGCGCACUCUGACACCCCCGUUCUCCCGAAGGCCCAUCCCUUUAACUUUGAAAGUCAAGUGAAUGUGUUUGUGUGUGUGUGCAUGCCUGAACACUGGAAAGCCAAGUAGAAAAGGAAGAAAUAAAAGAGGUAAGGGCAAAAGGAAUGCAGGAAAAAUGAAAAGCAAUCAAUAAGAGGUUAAAUGCAAAUAAUUGUAUUAAUUUUCUGAGCCUUGUAUAAUUGAAAUUAUUUGCAUUUUUGCUGAACAAUACAGUUACUCAUACUACAUUUUAUAUGGAAAUAGUCUCCCAGAGUUCUCACCAUAAUUAAUAGAAGAAGUAUUAUGGCAAUUCUAUAGUUUAAUACUUCCUCAAAUCAAUAACUGGUCUAUCUCAGUUUACUUUAUAAAUGUCCUAGUCUGUCUCAGUUCAGCUCUUCACUAUGUGGGAUGAAAUUAAAAUACACACUACAACACUCAAGCUGAAUGCAGCGAUGCAUUAUGUCAACUGGCACAAUUAAUGCCCACUGAUAAGUUUUAAUAACUUUGGACAACAUUAGAGCCUUGGGCCAACACUUUGAAAUAAACUUGCACUUUAGUAAAAUUACACUGUGAUAUACUUAUUUAGGCGUGUAAAUGAUGGCUGCUUCUUCUUCCGUAUGCAUUCUCAUAAGUUUUCAUUAUUCCCGCCAAGAACUGCAAAUAUGAAGAAAAAUGAGUCGUAUUCUUUAAUUUCACAUUACCUUAAGCUCACAGUAGAGGGCGCUCACUUCCCACAUACCAUUGUAGUGGUGGUGGAUGCCCGAAAGCUUACUGUUUGAAGCUGCAUGUGGCAACAGAAGUGUACAAGAUUUGCAGCUCAGAAGCAUUCCCACUCAUUUUUCAUCUUCUGCAGAGACCUGCUCACAUAACUUCACUACUGAGAGGAGGCAAAAAAUAUUUAUUCCUCUGGUAGAGUAUGGCAAGUGGUUAUAGCUCUGUGUCUCACUCACUUCCAUUCUGUAACCAGUUCAUUAAUUUUAAUUGACCUGGAGGCUAAUAAUUAAAUUAAUUUUCUAAGUAAAAAUGUUUUAGCAGUAGGGGGCAUAACUUUUGAUUGUUCUGUGUGCUCUGUUUGACAGAAUUUGAUAGACAUGGUGAGAUAGUGUUGUGUUUUUUCCCUCCACCUCUCCAAAGUGAUUGUCAUGGUGAAGCAGAGAGAGAGGUGAACCAUGUAAUCUGGGCAGGCUCAGCAGCUCAGGCACUCUGGGAAACAUUGCUUGGGAAAUUACCAAGAGCCUGGCACAAUUUCACUUGAAAGCAUUAUUUAUCUUUAGGUUGUUUUGUACAAAACAACAGAAGUACAAAAAUGAGGAUCACUGUGAUACGGUUAUUUCACCAGUGAAAAGUAACUGCUUUCAUGCCAUUUUGUACUACUUUGAGACACUUUACAAAAGUCUUUAUGCAUCUAAUGCAUUUUAAAGACUGCACCAUUUCUGUUUAAUAGAGCUUUACACAAAUUACACACAUAAAUCCGUCCGUCCAUCCAUCCAUCCAUCCAUCCAUCCAUCCAUCCAUCCAUCGAUUUUCUUUUACUUAUCCAAUUCAGGGUUGAGGGGGGAGCUGAAGCCUGUCACAGAGCGAGAGGCAGGGUACACCCUGUACUGGUCAUUAGUCUUAUCACAGGGCUCAGUAAUGACAUAUAAUAAAUGUUAAUCAUUAAUCUUUGAUGUAAAUUCAUUGUUUACAUCAAAGGAAUUACAGAAGACCAAAUACCCCACAAAUACAAUUAGCAGUUUACAUCCUAUAUGGGCGGCUUUUGGAAAAAAGGAGGAUACUUUUAUUUAUUGUAUUUGUGUGUAGCAGGGUUGUUCUGGGUAAAUUACAGUAAUGUGUCUUAAAAUGUUUAAUAAUUGUGAGGUGUUGUAAACUUGGACGUGCUCUCAGUAGAUUCAGAUUUAGUGUGUGAUAGAAAAAAAUGGAUUCUGUCAUUGCAUUUAAAUACAGUGGUCCUCUUGGUUAUUGUCAGAGCUAUAAAAAUGAAUGGUGUAGACUCCUGUCUUACUUCAAAUAUGGAAAGCUCCCUGGAUGACAAAUGAAUAGGCAGGGAGGGAUGCUGAGGCUGAGGAUCUCUGAUGGAUGUUCAUGACCUCUGGCCACAUUGUUUGAACUGGAGUGCAGAGAAAGCGAUCAGUUGAAUUUAGACAAUGCUGACAUGUUACUUGUGACCCAUCUGGUGCAUUUUUUGGGCAUUGUCAGCUGUUCAUUUUUGUCAAAAUACAGAAUCCUAUACAAAUCCUUCAAGAUAGAAUCUGUCUGGCACCCUUGUAGGUAGCCUAUUUAAAUUAAAUGGAGAGAUCCAAAACUUUAAUGGUCACAGUAGAUAAAAAUGUCAAGCGCAGAUUUACCUUUCUAAUGUAAA